Dipodomys spectabilis (banner-tailed kangaroo rat) is the source of this 1067-nucleotide messenger RNA. RefSeq names its product goosecoid homeobox (gene Gsc). Lineage: Eukaryota; Metazoa; Chordata; Mammalia; Rodentia; Heteromyidae. Gene Ontology annotation, cellular component: nucleus. Bases 31 to 801 code for a protein of 256 amino acids. Gene Ontology annotation, molecular function: DNA-binding transcription factor activity, RNA polymerase II-specific; RNA polymerase II cis-regulatory region sequence-specific DNA binding. The record is from RefSeq and is a predicted model, not a curated record. The transcript has 3 exons. Gene Ontology annotation, biological process: regulation of transcription by RNA polymerase II.
CCCUCCCUGGUCCCGGCGCGGCGCUCGGGGAUGCCCGCCGGCAUGUUCAGCAUCGACAACAUCCUGGCCGCCCGGCCGCGCUGCAAGGACUCGGUGCUGCCGGUGGCGCCCAGCGCGGCGGCUCCGGUCGUCUUCCCGGCCCUGCACGGAGACUCGCUCUACGCCGCCGGUGGCGGUGCCUCCUCGGACUACGGCGCCUUCUACCCGCGUCCCGUGGCCCCCGGCGGCGCGGGCCUCCCGGCUGCGGUCGGCGGCUCCCGCCUGGGCUACAACAACUACUUCUACGGGCAGCUCCACGUGCAGGCGGCGCCGGUGGGCCCGGCCUGCUGCGGGGCCGUGCCGCCGCUGGGCGCCCAGCAGUGCUCCUGCGUCCCCGCCGCCCCAGGCUACGAGGGCCCGGGGUCGGUGCUGGUGUCCCCCGUGCCGCACCAGAUGCUGCCCUACAUGAACGUGGGCACUCUGUCCCGCACGGAGCUGCAGCUGCUCAACCAGCUGCACUGCCGGCGGAAGCGGCGGCACCGCACCAUCUUCACCGACGAGCAGCUCGAAGCGCUGGAGAGCCUCUUCCAGGAGACCAAGUACCCGGACGUGGGCACGCGCGAGCAGCUGGCGCGGAAGGUGCACCUACGCGAGGAGAAGGUGGAGGUCUGGUUUAAAAACCGCCGUGCCAAAUGGAGACGGCAGAAGCGAUCCUCUUCCGAGGAGUCGGAAAACGCGGAGAAGUGGAACAAGGCGUCAUCGAAAGCCUCGCCUGAGAAGAGGGAAGAAGAAGGUAAAAGCGAUUUGGACUCCGACAGCUGACGGCCGCGGGCCGGCCCCGGGCGCUUUUGCUUUGCCCGACUCACGGACUUGCACAGACAGACGAUGCUUCUUGCACACGCGCUGCCUUGCGGGAGGGGGUCGAGGAAGGAACGAGGAGCUGUAAAUACUGUACAUAGCCGGGAGGGUCGGCGUCCUGGCCGCCGGCGCCCGGCCCCGCCGUCCGGGGCGCUCACGCCUCGCUCCCCAGCGUAGUAUUUAUAGUUAAGUUAACGGUGACACCCUAAUAAAAUGAUGGCGAAGUGGAC